AUGAAGUCUUCAAGACGUAAAAAAAUUUCCAACAAAUGCAAUCAAAAGUUCCAGACGGUUAAACCUGGAAGUUGCAUCAUAAUUAUUGUUGGAGUUCCGUUUCAGUGCGCGGCCGGUCGCGCGGCGUGGCAGGAGGCGGCAGCGCUGUCUGUGGGGGGCGGCGGGCUGGGAGCUGGUGGGGCCGCGCGCCGCUGCUCCGUGCUCGGCGAUCAUCCUGGCGCCAGGAGAGACCAGCGCGGCAAGUGGCACCGCACCAAUCGGGUCCGCGACGCGUCCUAUGGUUCAUCAUCAGACUCGGACGAGGGGGAAGGAGCGCCCGGCGAGCCUUGGGGCGUCGCUCGCUUGUUAUACGCCGGGCUGGCUAUCCUCGCUGUUGGUCUCGUCAUUUAUUUCGUGGGUACCGGAGACAAGGGUUUCAAAACGCCUGCACUACGCCUGGUGGGCCCGUCCCUUAUCGUGGCGGGGUUGGCGUGUUGUUUGUUACGUAUCAUGUUUUGUAUAUUCGCCAAGCCUUGCUGCAGACGGCGACCCAACCACAAGGAGAACAGAAGACUGUCAGGUUGCGUGGAGGGGGAGGAAAUGCCUCUGGCUGGUGCGAGUCGAGCUGGGCCAGCGCAGUGUUCCCCCGCUCGAAGACUCGAUGCCUCCUCAUGCGACGUAUCAAGCUUGUCGAGUGGCGAAGAGGACGAACGGCUGCGACGAUAUCGUACCAACAAUCAGCCGCAGACUGUACUCGUGCAACCAGUUAUGCUUAUGAUUCCAGACUGA
Molecule: messenger RNA, 768 nt
Organism: Danaus chrysippus (African queen)
Lineage: Eukaryota; Metazoa; Arthropoda; Insecta; Lepidoptera; Nymphalidae
Source: the annotation of a GenBank genome assembly